Pochonia chlamydosporia 170 is the source of this 1308-nucleotide messenger RNA. RefSeq lists its product as hypothetical. The transcript has 2 exons. Gene Ontology annotation, molecular function: protein dimerization activity. The record is from RefSeq and is a predicted model, not a curated record. Lineage: Eukaryota; Fungi; Ascomycota; Sordariomycetes; Hypocreales; Clavicipitaceae. Bases 1 to 1308 code for a protein of 435 amino acids.
AUGGCAGACUGUGUUAUGGAAAUUAUCAACGACUAUGGAAUUGCCUCCAAAGUGGGCUAUUUCAUGAUGGACAAUGCAGACAACAACGGUACAAUGAUGAAGGCUCUUUCUACGCUACUUUUCGACCAGUAUCAGAUUGUCUACAAUGCGGAACACCACCGCCUGCGCUGCAACGGCCAUAUCAUAAACCUAGCCGCUCAGUCCUUUCUCUUUCAGACCAACGAUGAAUCUCUUGCAGAUGAGAAUAAUACGAGCGCCUUGACAACGCCCACGGAACUCGAGAUGGAGCAAUGGCGACGCAAGGGGCCUCUUGGGAAACUACAUAAUAUCGUGGCAUAUAUCCAGCGGAGCCCACAACGCUUGGCCAAUUUCAGAGAGCUCAGUGGCGGCCGCAACCUCGUACGGGACAACUCUACUCGCUGGAACUCUUGGUAUGCGAUGAUCCGUACUGCAACGAAGCUUAAGACUGCGAUCAACCUCUUUUGCCACCAGUAUCAAGAGAACAGCGACGACCUGUUGUCGGAAAAGGACUGGCAAGAAUUGCAAAAGCUCCAGGACUUCCUGUUGUUCUUCUAUGAUGCCACAACAGGGACAGAAGGUCGCAAUGCAACCAUUGACAGAGUAUUGCCGACAAUGGACUUCCUCCUUGAGCAGUUUGAGACUGCAAAGGAAAAAUAUGCGGAUGACCCGUUCAUGAGUCCUUGUUGCAACUCCGGCUGGGCCAAGCUGGAUAAGUAUUACAGCUUGACGGACAGAUCGCCGGUGUAUAUUGCAGCACUAGUAUUAUCUCCACAGUGGAAGUGGGACUAUAUUGACAACAAUUGGCCUUCAGACUGGCGGGAGCCUUGUCGGAAACAAAUGUUGGAUUUCUGGACCAAAGAAUAUAAAUCCACUGCAGUUACAGUCCCUACUCAGACGUCAGAAGCAGGUAAUAAGGUCAAGAACUCCUUUCACAAGUGGGCGCAGCAGAGGAAAGGGAGCAGCCUCAGUCAGGACGAGUACACAAAGUAUCUUCUUGCUCCAAUAGUACCAGAAAUGACGGAUCCUCGAUCCUGGUGGCUUGAGCCUACUCAGAGGAAGUCUUACCCAGCUCUAUCUAUUAUGGCUUUAGAUGUAUUGUCCAUUCCGGCAAUGUCGGCGGAGCCAGAACGCCUGUUUUCGGGUACAAAGAUCACUAUUACAGACCGUAGGAAUCGCAUGGGCAUUGAAAGUAUUGAGGCGACGGAAUGCCUCAAAUCAUGGCUUGGCAAAGGCAGCAGGGUGGCCUUUGCCGACGACCUUGAUGCAGGCGGAGAGAUUCCACUAUAA